Molecule: messenger RNA, 1461 nt
Organism: Stegodyphus dumicola
Lineage: Eukaryota; Metazoa; Arthropoda; Arachnida; Araneae; Eresidae
Product: fasciclin-1-like
Source: RefSeq, a predicted model, not a curated record
AUGUUGAGCCAUGCCGACUCGUGCCGUGGCAGUGCGCUAGAUUACGCGGUUGAGGAUCCAUGGUGCGAACAACUCGAUCGAGAUGGUCCCACAGAUGCUCGAUUGGGUUUAAGUCAGUUCGUCACAAUUUCGCUGGAAAAUUUGACAGGCCUCAUUGCAGUUCUUUUGCAAUUCUUCACGAGAAUGUCCCUUGACAACCAAGGCCGCGUCAUCGGCAUAGGCAAAAAUGUUCUGACCCUAUUUGCAAAUAAAUCAUCAUUUCCCUUUGUCUACACCACGUCUCUACCAGGCUCACCCCCUCUGUACGGGGGAGUCAAGCGAUAUCCUGGAUCACGAAAGGUGGAAUAUUUUGCAAAUAAUGCGAAAAUCAUCGAUUCAAAGGAGUAUACAUCGACUGAAGGAGAAAAUCAAAUACUCUACGUCAUAGAUGACAUUCUCGAACCAUAUGUUUCAAGUACGUCGAUGCCUCCGUCAGCUUAUGACCUCUUGAGCCAUCCCGAACAACACGAUAUAAAGGAGCCCCUAAGUGCGUUCAACAGCAGAGUGAAGCAAGAGCAGUUGGAAGAAUUAUUCCAGAGGGAGGGAAACCACACUUUCUUCUUGCCCGUAGCGGCAGGACAAGGCCACAGUUUCAACAGACAUCAGGGUGUGGACAAAUGGGUUAUUCGAGGUCACGUGAUUCCAAGGAAUGUGCUGUUUACCCGAUUGGCUACCCUGGAUAAGUACCAGAGUGAGGCAUAUGGAGAUGACAUUCAGGUCGAGCUUUCUAUCAUCAAUCAAUCCGAUGCUAUUGGGAAUUCAUACACGUUAUAUGCUCAGAGUAGCACCACCCACAGUGACUACAGGCACAAGAAAGGAGUGGUGAUGGCAAAGAUACUGAAACCAAACAUCCCUGUCAAGAAUGGUGUUGUCCAUCUCAUCGAAAGUCCUCUCAUGAUCAUAGACAUCACCGUCUGGCAGUUCCUCCAAAAUGAAAAGAAAGGCAGAUUGUCGGAAUUUAUGGAACUGGUGAACUUUGCCCCAGGCUUUAAAGAACUUCUUAAUAGUUCCCAGGAAAAGUCUCUGUUUGCGCCAACUAACGAAGCAAUUCGUCAGCUUCCACCUGAAGCUAUAGGCACCAUCAAGACAAACAUCACUGCCAUUACAAAUUUACUGAAGCUUCAUCUGGGGAUGAAAACUCUGACAGUGGAUGGAGUGGGCGUCAAAGCCGCAGCAGUGCAAGCAGAUAUCGGAGCCAUCGACGGUAUGGUGCACAUAAUCGACAGACUUUUAGGAAUGCCCUAUCAAACCGUCUUCUUAAAACUGCAGUCAGAUCCAGAUCUCAGGAUUACUUAUGAGCUGAGUGAGCAGACGGUUGGUCAAUUCAGGGCAACACAACGUUUACAUUCUUUGCUCCCAGUGACGAUGCAUGGAUGCAGCUCAAAAGAAAUAUGCCCACAGUAUACAAGCAACUCACCAUGA